ACUUAUUUAACGUUACCAAUGUUGAAACUGGGACCAAUGUUGGUAGUUUAUGUUGUAAUCGGUGUACUGAAUUGCUUAAUGAUGCGUUGGUACCAAUCGGAUCAUUAUUUAGUGAGACUAGCUAUUACAGAAAGUUAACUUUGGUAGUCUGUGCUGUUAGCCUAGCUCACCGGCUAAUAUUUGCCAGCUCAUUUGGCUAAUUUACAACACAGAAUAUCUUUAUCAUCAAAGUAGGCCUUUGUAGCUGAACAUUCUAUGAAGCGCUUCCUCUGGGUAAUGCUGCUUACUGUGUUUCUUGACUGGUUGCACUAAGUGUGCGUAUACUAUAUGCAAGUGAACAAUAAUAGCCCAAUGCCAAGACCACGUUGGGGUAGUUGAAAAGGCCCAUGAAGCCUAAUUCCCAUGUUUUUUCUUUCUUUCUUUCAGAGGUCUUACUUGCAGUGUUAAUCUGUCGCGGGUAAGUUCAUAUAUUUCACUGAAUCCUGCAUAGACUGUUUAACCCCCAAAUCCUCCUCAUAUUGGCACAGAUGGGAUCCUUUGUACCCAUUUGUGUAAUCUAAAGGAGGGAGAACAAACUAUCAAUUUUAAGACUGCUCACAGAUAAUGUAUUCUGUGGAUCUGUCCUUAUACUUUGAUACAGACAGCCUACGAAAUGAACAAAUUCAGCUGUGAUCAUCAAACACAUAUGUUUGCUUAUUUAUUUUUAUAUCUAAAUGUGUACAUUUUAUGUAUGGUAAAUUUCAUCUCACAUGUAUACACACUUCUUAAUCGUGAAUCAUUGCGUGAGAAUUUUUAACUUAUUGUUUUCCCUCUGUUACUUCACAGGUACAUGGACACUAGGGUAAAAUGACCACCUCAGCUACUAGGAGGAUAACAGGACUCGUACCACACUGUUAUGACAUUGGGUGCCUCUCAUGCAGCGUUUAUACGUCCUCCCUCGCUCCUCGGGCCUCGAUCCUCACUGAUCUACAUAAAGAAAGAUAGAAGAAGGUAUAGACUAUCCCAUUGUUGCCGCCACAUCAUUCUUUAUGUAGAUCAGUGAGGAUCGAGGCCUGAGGAGCGAGGGAGGACGUAUAAACGCUGCAUGAGAGGCACCCAUUGUCUUGUCACCACUUGAACUUGCACCGAUCAGCCAUAACAUUAUGACCACUGAUCAGUAAAGGGAAGAGUAUUAAUUGUCUUGUUACAAUGAUGCAUGUCAGUAGAUGGGAUGUAUGAAUAAUAUUUUAUUAUAUUUAUAUAUUGAUAAUAGUUAACUUGUAUUACUCUAAACCUCCUUAUGUAAACUAACUGUACUCUACUGUCAACACUGCUCUAUAUUUCUUGUCCUGUCUAUUUACCACCUGUGUCUAUCACAUUGCACUUUCUGCUUUUUUGCACUUCUGGUUAGAUGCAAACUGCAUUUCGUUGUCUUUGUACUUGUACUCCGCACAAUGACCAUAAAGUUGAAUCUAAUCUAAUCUAAUUAGGCACCAAGACUUUAAAGUUGAUGUGUAGGAAGCAGGAAGAUGGGCGGCGACUCUGACCAGGACCAAAUUGUGAUGGCUAGAUGACUGGGUCAGAGCCUCUAAACCUGCAGCUCUUGUGGGGUGUUCCUGGUCUACGGUGGUCAGUAACUAGAUAUGAUUCACUUUUCGAUCAUAACCAACAUAAACUUGUCCAGCAAUUUAAACUACAGUAGCUCUUCUGUUGGAUCGGACCAUGCAAGCCAGCCUUCACUACCCAUGUGCAUCAACAAGCCUUAGCUAUCUAUGGCUGUUGCCUGUACCACCCAUUUUCUUUCCUUGAACCACUUUUGAUAAGUAUUUGCCACUGCACACUGGGAACAUCCCAGAAGAGCUUCUGUUUUAUUUGUCAAGCCAUCAGUUUGGUCCUUGUCAGUCACUCGCAUCUAUUUCCUGGCUUCCAACUAAUCAAUGAAAUAUCAAUUUGCUGAUUUAUCCCAACCACUGUUACAAGACAAUGUUAUUCUGUUAAUCAGUAUUCAUUGUGAAGAAACAUCAACAUGUCUUUUCCUCCAAAAAUGGGACCACCACUGAAGAAUGCCUAAGUCGUGUCUCUUUUUUUAUACACAUAAUGUACACAUACACAUAAAUAAACUGAAAAUUAGUUUUGAAUGUUGUCUUUUGACUCUUUUUCUCCUAAAUGUGUACUAGUUUGUCCCUGAAAACUAAGAUACAUAAUUGCUUACUCCUCAUUGUGACUUCAUAAUCUAAUUACUAUCGACAGGUUUUUCGUUGCAUUUCGCUGGGCAAUAGUUAUUCUUCUGAAACACAUUUGAAUGAAGGGGUAUGCAUUUUACCAUUAAAUAUGCCUUAAUUAAACAGUGCUGAAACAUAUUUUAGUACUUCCCAGUCUAUCAAUACAUGAACAGUGACUGUAUGUAAUACACUUGAAAUAGAACAUUAAUAAAUCAGAACUGGUAGACCUUUCUUUUAGCACAUUUUCCUUUGAAACAAUUGGUUGAAAAGUGUUUGCUAGUGGUUGUAGCACUUUAAGACUUUUUCAGGAGCAAAAAUGGUUGACGUAAAUCCAAUUACAUGGCCAGAGCCUAAUGACGAGUGAGCCUAUUUAAAUCACUUUGAAGUGGACAACAGCAAAGGUUACAGCAGAUCCUUUGAUGUAGAAGUGUCCUUAGACAGUUGCUUUACUGUUGUUUUCUUGAAGUGUGAUUUCUUAUGUGCAUAGGAAUUGCUUGACCGAGUGCUUGGAUGAAUAGAGUAGGCUGCUCUAAGAAGUACGACUUAAGAAAGACGUCUCUGCCGCAGAGAAGGAAAACCUAUAGUCAUACAGAGCAUCUUGGAUAUAGGAGAAACUGAUUUCAAAGUGGAUUUCUCCUGGAUGCAAUGUUGUUCCGGUGCACAGGAAUAGUGGGGCCAACCUUUCAUCGGCCAGAACCCGGAGACUUGAUAGAGAUAUUCCGUGGAACUUAUCAACACUGGGCGCUUUACAUAGGAGAGGGUGACAUAGUCCAUCUAGCUCCUCCUUCUGAAAUCACAGGGCCUGGUUCAAACCGACUGAUGUCUGUGAUGUAUGAUAAAGCAACCGUGCUGAAAGAGCAGCUGAUCGAGGUGGUAGGCAGGGACCGAUUCCAUGUAAACAACCUGCUGGACAAGAAGCAUGAGCCGAGGCAUGUGUGUGCCAUAAUGAGGGACGCCCACCACCUUCUAGGCCUGGAGCUGCCUUACUGUGUGCUACGGGGCAACUGUGAACACUUUGUCACCGAGCUACGAUAUGGUAGGGCAGAGUCUCAACAGAUUCAUUAUGCCGUGAAAGUAGGUGUCGGGGCUCUUGCAGUAAGUUUGAAGAUUCUGACAGAGGCGUGGAGGCGUCGAGGGAAAAAGAGACACAUAAAAGGGAGAACGCUUCACUAGCCUGUUAGAAAUCUAUAAUAAUGUUUAUGUUGUGCCUUUUAUGUUAACUUCUGUAUGUUCUUUAAAAUAUGUCUUUUUUUUUUAUAAACAAAUGUCACAUUUUAUAUGUGUUAAUGUUAUGAUUAUCAGCAAUACCUGUACUCAAUAAAAAAA
This is a messenger RNA of Sardina pilchardus (European sardine), 3527 nucleotides long. Its product is annotated as phospholipase A and acyltransferase 3-like. Lineage: Eukaryota; Metazoa; Chordata; Actinopteri; Clupeiformes; Clupeidae. Gene Ontology annotation, cellular component: cytoplasm. Gene Ontology annotation, molecular function: A2-type glycerophospholipase activity; glycerophospholipid phospholipase A1 activity. The transcript is spliced from 4 exons. The coding region runs from base 2847 to 3374 and encodes 175 amino acids. Gene Ontology annotation, biological process: N-acylphosphatidylethanolamine metabolic process. The record is from RefSeq and is a predicted model, not a curated record.